AUGGAGUUCUUCAACAAAGCUAAAUCUGUGAGACUCAGAAGCCACCUUGGCAAGUACCUCGUCGCCGACGACGAUGAAGAGACCGUCCGGCAAAGCAGUAACGGCUCCUCAAGAAAAGCCCGUUGGACCGUCGAGUUUGUGGAAGGGAAUAGCCAUGUCAUUCGUCUCAAGAGCUUUCAUGGCAAGUACCUCACCGCCUCCGACGAGCCUUUCCUUCUAGGUAUGACAGGAAAAAAGGUGGUCCAAACUAUACCGACUACGAUGAAGGAUAAUUCUAUAGAGUGGGAGCCGAUAAAGGAAGGGUUUGAAGUGAAGUUAAGGGCAAAAGGAGGGAAGUUCUUGAGGGCUAAUGGGGCCACACCGCCAUGGAGGAACUCUAUAACUCAUGAUCUUCCUCACAGAACUGCAACACAAAGUUGGGUUUUGUGGGAAGUCGAUGUAGUGGACAUUUGUGUAUUGGACUUGGAGUCUGAGUCAUUGCCUAGCUACAUGUCGCCGGCGUCAAGUUUUUCUUCAUCACCGGCCGACGAUUUUACGGUUUCAGACUCUCGCUCCCCAUCAAUCGCCCCUGAGAGCCGUUCGUCUUCAAUCUUCCCCUAUAGAUCCAGACCCUCUAGUGGAAGACAGAACGGAAUGGAGCUAUUUGACAAAGCUAAAGCAGUUAGACUCCAAAACCACCACGGCAAGUACUUAGUUGCCGACGAUGAUGAACAGACCGUCCGGCAAAGCCGUAAUGGCUCUUCCCACAAGGCACGUUGGACAGUCGAGUUCAUCGAAGGAAAACCCCAUGUUAUCCUCCUAAAGAGCCACCACGGCCUGUACCUCACCGCCACCGACAAGGCAUUCCUUCUCGGAAUGACCGGAAAAAAGGUUCUUCAAACUCUUCCGGCGACAAAGUCGGACACUUCAAUCGAGUGGGAGCCUAUAAAAGAAGGGGCUUUCCAUGUGAAGCUUCGAACAAGCCAAGGGAAGUUCUUGAGGGCAAAUGGCGGAACACCUCCUUGGAGGAACUCCAUAACUCAUGAUGUUCCUCAUAGAACUGCGACUCAGGAUUGGGUUUUGUGGGGAGUGGAUGUUGUGGAUAUAUCGUUGUCGGAUUCGGAGUCGUUAUCGAGCUGUACAUCGACGGCGUCAAACUUUUCUGCAUUGGCAGAUGAUUUUUCUGGGUCGCCGGACACCGGGUCACCGAUAGUCGUUUCCGCAGGAAGGCUUGGACAUGCCUCUACGAGGCAGAGCUCUGGAAUGGAAUUCUUCCAAAAAGCAAAAACGAUCAGGCUCCGAAGCCACCAUGACAAGUACUUACUAGCCGAAGAAGACCAAGAAUCCGUGUACCAAGAUCGAUAUGGCUCAGCCAAAAACGCAAAAUGGACUGUGGAAUUCGUUGAAGGCAUUAACAAAGUCGUUCGCUUGAGAAGCUGUUAUGGCAAAUACCUCACUGCCACUGAAGAACAAUUCCUUCUGGGCGUGACGGGUCAUAAAGUUCUUCAAACUACGCCGACAAAAUUGGAUUCAUCGAUCGAAUGGGAACCCAUAAGAGAUGGGUUUCUAGUGAAGCUCAAAACUAGAUAUGGGAACUUUUUACGAGCAAAUGCUGGGCUACCACCUUGGAGAAACUCAGUAACACAUGAUAUACCUCAGAGGCAUCAUGAUUGGGUUUUAUGGGAAGUUGAUGUCGUUGAGUUACGAUCAGAAUCAUCGGAAAAUGUUUCACGAUCAGCAUCACAGGAAAAUGUUUCACGAUCGGAGUCUUUGGAUUUGGAUUCGGAUCCGGAUCUUAGCUCGUCUUCUUUUCAUCUUCGCUCACCCAGAUUCUCCAAGCUUGAGACAAACGAUACAUUGGGUGGUUCACCGGUGAAGUCUAAAGGACGAAUUAUACAUUAUACUGUUGUAGAUGACAAUGGAAACGUUGCUGAUGAUGCCAUUGAAGGGCCUUCCUUUAAUUUUAAAGGCCAUGGUUUAGAGGAAUUGACUCGGAAGUUGGAGGAAGAGACGGGGCUAGAGGACAUUAUUGUGUGUUCCCGCGACACACGUGGAAAGCUAUAUCAACUUCGGUUAGCUCUUCCCCCAAACAAUGCAGCCAUUCAUAUUGUUGUAGUUCCGUCGACUUCUAAAGUGGCAAGCGAGUUUUUGGCAAAGACCCUCACUUCAACCAUGACCUAG
This is a messenger RNA of Ilex paraguariensis (yerba mate), 2160 nucleotides long. NCBI's taxonomy places the organism in Eukaryota, Viridiplantae, Streptophyta, Magnoliopsida, Aquifoliales, Aquifoliaceae. The record is from the annotation of a GenBank genome assembly.